Molecule: messenger RNA, 2376 nt
Organism: Kogia breviceps (pygmy sperm whale)
Lineage: Eukaryota; Metazoa; Chordata; Mammalia; Artiodactyla; Physeteridae
Gene: KPNA4
Product: karyopherin subunit alpha 4
Biological process (GO): NLS-bearing protein import into nucleus
Cellular component (GO): nucleus; cytoplasm
Molecular function (GO): nuclear import signal receptor activity; protein binding
Source: RefSeq, a predicted model, not a curated record
GGCGGGGAGAAGAGGAGAAGACCGCGGCGGAGGCAGGUGAGAGGAGGAAGGAAGCGACGCCGCGGCGGGCACAGCAGCUCAGGCGGCGGCCCGGUUCCUGGGAGUGUCGGUGCGGCGUGGUGGUUGGGGCGGAUCCCGCGGGGCCCGGGCGGGGGAAGGAGUCACCGGCCCGGCCAUGGCGGACAACGAGAAACUGGACAACCAACGGCUCAAGAAUUUCAAGAACAAAGGCCGCGACUUGGAGACUAUGAGAAGACAACGAAAUGAAGUUGUAGUUGAAUUAAGGAAGAAUAAAAGAGAUGAACAUCUCUUAAAGAGAAGGAAUGUACCACAUGAAGAUAUCUGUGAAGACUCUGACAUAGAUGGUGAUUAUAGAGUGCAAAAUACCUCUCUAGAAGCUAUUGUUCAAAAUGCUUCAAGUGAUAACCAAGGAAUUCAGUUAAGUGCAGUUCAAGCUGCUAGGAAGCUUUUGUCCAGUGAUCGAAAUCCACCAAUUGAUGACUUAAUAAAAUCUGGAAUAUUGCCUAUUUUAGUCCAUUGUCUUGAAAGAGAUGACAAUCCUUCUUUACAGUUCGAAGCUGCAUGGGCUUUGACAAACAUUGCGUCUGGAACCUCUGAACAAACUCAAGCAGUAGUUCAGUCCAAUGCUGUGCCACUUUUCCUGAGGCUUCUCCAUUCACCCCAUCAAAAUGUCUGUGAGCAAGCAGUGUGGGCAUUGGGAAAUAUCAUAGGUGACGGGCCACAGUGUAGAGAUUAUGUCAUAAGUCUUGGAGUUGUGAAACCUUUACUUUCCUUCAUAAGUCCAUCUAUUCCUAUAACAUUCUUAAGAAAUGUUACUUGGGUUAUGGUCAACUUAUGUCGCCACAAAGACCCACCACCCCCAAUGGAAACCAUUCAGGAGAUUCUUCCAGCUCUUUGUGUUUUAAUUCAUCACACAGACGUAAAUAUAUUGGUAGAUACGGUCUGGGCCCUCUCUUACCUUACUGAUGCUGGCAACGAACAGAUACAGAUGGUAAUAGACUCUGGAAUAGUCCCUCAUUUGGUUCCUCUGCUCAGCCACCAGGAAGUUAAGGUUCAGACAGCAGCACUUCGAGCUGUGGGCAACAUUGUUACUGGAACUGAUGAGCAAACACAAGUAGUUUUGAACUGUGAUGCUCUUUCACACUUCCCUGCACUUCUGACACAUCCCAAAGAGAAAAUUAAUAAAGAAGCAGUGUGGUUCCUCUCUAACAUCACCGCAGGAAAUCAGCAGCAGGUUCAGGCAGUAAUUGAUGCCAAUCUUGUACCAAUGAUAAUACACCUUUUGGAUAAGGGAGAUUUUGGCACUCAGAAAGAAGCCGCAUGGGCCAUAAGUAACUUAACAAUUAGCGGAAGGAAAGAUCAAGUGGCCUACCUAAUCCAACAAAAUGUUAUCCCACCUUUUUGCAAUUUGCUGACUGUAAAAGAUGCACAAGUUGUGCAAGUAGUACUCGAUGGACUAAGUAAUAUAUUAAAAAUGGCUGAAGAUGAGGCAGAAACCAUAGCCAAUCUUAUAGAAGAAUGUGGAGGACUGGAGAAAAUUGAACAACUUCAAAAUCAUGAAAAUGAAGACAUCUACAAAUUGGCCUAUGAGAUCAUUGAUCAGUUCUUCUCUUCAGAUGAUAUUGAUGAAGAUCCUAGCCUUGUUCCAGAGGCAAUACAAGGUGGAACAUUUGGUUUCAAUUCAUCUGCCAAUGUACCAACAGAAGGGUUCCAGUUUUAGAAAGAUGUUGUGGAAGUUAGGUACAGUGCAGCACUGAGAUAUAUAUAUAUAUACACAUAUAUAUAAAAAGGUUUGAUCCAUCAAGCUUGGCUCAUGGGAUCUGCUGCUGCAUUAAAUCGGGAAAGAAAAUGUGAAGAUUUCAUUUGGAAUCACAGAAAAUGCCCAAAUGAGGUCAAGAUGGCGAGUGGGUGCGAGUGAGAAUGAGUGGCAAAAUGUAACGAAAACUUUACAUGAAUGCUUAUUUAGGUUGUUCAGAGUAAAAGGGCUACAGGUCACAGAUCUUCAGUGCCUGAGGAGGAACAUUGACAUUAUAUCAGCUGAGGGGAAAGUGCAGUAAUGUCAUCUUCAAGCCUUGUAAGCAUAAAAGAGAAUAGGAUGCCCAUAUAAGUCAAAGGAAAAUGAGCCCAGGCCUUGCUAUGAAGCAGUGUGUGAAUGGACAAUGUUGAAUGAAUGUCUGGCUCAGUGAUAGAGAGCCAGGUUCAUCUUUGAAAUCUAGGGCUCUUCAUUCAUGAAGCAGACUCCUAGUCCUGGAGUGACUGUGUACGAGAGUAUGGUUGUGGUGCUGUAUGUGAACGCAUGCAAGCUUGAUUUGCCUUCAGGGGGCUGAUAACAAACCUAGUAAAUCAUCAAAGUGA